Molecule: messenger RNA, 1830 nt
Organism: Neltuma alba
Lineage: Eukaryota; Viridiplantae; Streptophyta; Magnoliopsida; Fabales; Fabaceae
Product: TMV resistance protein N-like
Exons: 3
Biological process (GO): defense response; signal transduction
Molecular function (GO): ADP binding
Source: RefSeq, a predicted model, not a curated record
AUGGCUUCUUCUCCUUCUUCAAGUUCUUCCUGGACUUACGAUGUGUUCUUGAGUUUCAGAGGUCAAGACACUCGUCGCGGUUUUGCUUCUCAUCUUUAUAACGCUCUAAAACAGAGACGAAUCCAUGCUUUCGUGGACAAUCCAGGGACCGGGUUGGGAGGAAAUAUCUUGGAAACGUUAUUUCAAGCAAUUGAAGAAUCACGAAUUGCGUUAGUAAUUUUGUCCCCAGAUUAUGCUUUUUCCGCUUUCUGUCUGGAUGAACUGGUGAAGAUAAUGGAGUGUAAGAGAAGUCAAGCUCAGAUGGUCAUUCCCAUAUUCUAUCAGGUAGAUCCGUCUCAUGUUCGUCAUCAAAAGGGCACAUAUGGUGAGGCAAUACAACGACACGAGCAAAGGUUGGGAAAGGGCAGUGAUCGGGUCUUGCGAUGGAGCGAGGCACUCACGGCAGCCGCCAACCUUGCCGGCUUUAGCUUUUCAGAUUCGGAAUAUAGCUGGUAUGAAAGUGAGCUGGUUGAGAAAAUUGUUGAGAAAGUUUCAAGAGAAUUAGGCGUUGGAGAAUCACCGUUUGUCACAGAGCGUCCAAUGAGAAUGGAGUCAGAAGUUGAUAAAUGGUUCCAUUACGACGUGUUCUUGAGUUUCAAUGGCGAAGACACUCGUCGCAGUUUCACUUCUCAUCUUUAUAAUGCACUAAAACAGAGAGGAAUCCACGCUUUCAUGGACGAACCAGGGAUUGAAAGGGGAGAAGAUGUCUCUGGCUCAUUAGUGCAAGCAAUUGGAAGAUCACAAAUUGCGUUGGUAAUUUUGUCUCCACAUUAUGCUUCUUCCAAAUGGUGUCUGAAUGAACUGGUAAAGAUAAUGGAGUUUCAAAGAAGUCAAGCUCAGGUGGUUAUACCCAUAUUCUAUGAAGUAGACCCGUCUCAUGUUCGUCAUCAGAGAGGCACAUAUGGUGAAGCAAUUGAACGACAUGAAGAAAGGUUGGGAAGGGACAAUGAUGGGGUGAUGCGGUGGAGGAUGGCACUCGCAGCGGCUGCCAACAUUUCCGGCUUUAGUUCUUCAGCAUAUCGGCUUGACAGUGAGUUGAUUGAGACUAUUGUUGAGAAUGUUUCAGAAAAAGUAGACACGGGACAAUUGUCUGUUGCUAAGCAUCCUGUUGGCAUAGAGUCACGAGUUCAUGCAUUGACAAUUGAAUGGUCAGAAAAGAGAUCCUCAAAACCUCUUAUCAUAGGUCUCUGGGGGAUGGGAGGCAUUGGUAAAACAACUGUUGCCAAAGCCAUUUACAAUACAAUUGGUCGUAAGUUUGGAAAAGCAAGAAGUUUUCUUGCAAAUAUAAGAGAAAAUUCAGAACAUGCUAAUGGCCAAGUUAAUUUGCAAAAGCAACUCAUUUAUGAUAUCAUUAAAACAGAAGUUUUCAAGAUACCUAACAUUGAUAGAGGGAAAAAAAUAAUUCAAGAAAGAUUUCCCAACAUAAAAGCAUUUGUUGUAUUGGAUGAUGUGGAUAGCGUCAAUCAACUGAAUGCAUUUUGUGGGAGUCUUGACUGGUUUUGUGCUGGGAGUGUAAUAUUCAUAACAACUAGAGAUCUACAUUUACUUGAUGUCAUUAAUGCUGACCAUAAGUAUAGAAUGAGAGAAAUGAAUGGAAUGGAGCUUCUUGUGCUUUUCAGCUGGCAUGCCUUUAAUCAAGCAGAUCCCUAUGAAAACUUUGUAGAAUUAUCUGAAAAGGUAGUUGCUUACUGUGAUGGACUUCCACUGGCACUUGAAAUCCUUGGUUCUUGUUUGCGUGGGAGAACAAUUGAACAAUGGAAGGAUGUAUUGUCCAAACUACAGAGGAUUCCU